Messenger RNA from Marchantia polymorpha subsp. ruderalis, 1413 nucleotides. The record is from the annotation of a GenBank genome assembly. NCBI's taxonomy places the organism in Eukaryota, Viridiplantae, Streptophyta, Marchantiopsida, Marchantiales, Marchantiaceae.
GAGACCUUUCCAUGCUGCCGGGCCUUUUCGGACGUUACAAAGCCCAGGUGGCCUUAUGACACUUGAGGCUCCACUUUCAGUGAAGAAGCUUCGUAUGAUCAAGUCCCUCUUGCGAGGCCUUACAAAAUUCGCUCGAAGAGGAUGAGGAGAGUUGAUCGAGUGGAGUCCCUCCCUCGUCUGACAAGCUCGACAUGGCUGGACGAAAUUGCACACAGAAAUAUAACCGAACUGUUGAAAGUACCCAUCGCUCGAGGUGCAGCUGAGCUGAGAAAACACUUUUUGGGGAAAGAGGAAUUCCGCAUAUGCCGGCCCCAAGUGACGGGAAGAUUUGUGAAAUCUUGCAGAGAUGCUCGAUCGAGUCUUCGACACCAUAGAUCGAGCGAGACGCAGGCUUUGGACUGAAGCGUGCGUGCACUUUCACAACAGAGCACACUACGAACCGUGUUCUCAGAGCGAGAGUGAGAGAGAGAGCGAGCGAGAGCCACAGGCACCUUCUUGCAUUCAGGGGCAUAGCAGCAGCACUGACAGUCAGAUGUAAGAUGAUAAAGUGCCGAGACCAGUCCAGUCCAGUCCAGUGCAGUGCAGUGCAGUGCACAAGGUGAAUGAACACCCUUCCCUUCCCUUGCCUUGCAUCGGCCGACCUUGGCGCAGUGCUCUCACCAACAGAGCUUUAGUAACCAUACCUCCCCCAUCCAGUGGAAUGCACAUCUUUUGAGACCAACCACAAUGUCAUGUCAAAGGCCUUGAAAGUGGUUUGCAUAGCCUCGUGCUAGUCGGUCGGUCGCGGACCCAAAAGCGAGAUGGAUGUGUUCCCUUUGUGUGAGUGUUCCAGCGCUUGCCAUCGAGGUUUCUGCUGAGUUCAUCUGAGCUGAACAUCUAUGGAGAAGAAGACUGCUUGAUGCUCACCACGCGUGUUUGAGAAAGGAGGGGACACAAGGCCAGGGAAGAGAUGAAGAGACAGAUGUGGAUGUCCAGCUGGUGCUGGAGUUUUGCUAGCACUUGUCAGAAUUUCGUUCCAGUAUGUCCCUGAAUUAUACAUCGGGGCAAGACAUACCUCCCUUCACAGGACCUUCGUAAACAACGCUAUAUAUCUUACACGUUAUUAUUAUGAGGUCGAUGAUUUUAUCGCUUGCACUUAAGAUCGGUCUCUAUUCGAAAAUGUCUCUUCGUGCAACUUAAAUCAUCUCGUGCAUGAGCCAACCUUAAACCAGAACUUGAAGAGUUUUAGUGUUAAAGUCAUUCUGCAUCAUAUCUCUAUCAGUGAAGUUUAUUGCAGGGCAACUUCUCCAAUUGUGUCAUGGAAGAGUGGAAAAAAAUUGCCAUUACACAAGUUUGCCUCACAAAAAGUCACAACGUCCAAGAUUCUCAUAUGAGACGUGCAUAUUUAUUGUGACCCUCCUCAUGUACUUCACC